Fusarium mangiferae is the source of this 1083-nucleotide messenger RNA. RefSeq names its product related to SUR1-required for mannosylation of sphingolipids. Lineage: Eukaryota; Fungi; Ascomycota; Sordariomycetes; Hypocreales; Nectriaceae. Gene Ontology annotation, molecular function: mannosyltransferase activity. Gene Ontology annotation, biological process: mannosyl-inositol phosphorylceramide biosynthetic process. The coding region runs from base 1 to 1083 and encodes 360 amino acids. The transcript has 2 exons. The record is from RefSeq and is a predicted model, not a curated record.
AUGUCAUCCUCACCGAUUCUUGGUCCCGAACGAAAAAACUCCUACGAUGAAGAACGUCUCGAGUGGGCGACGCCCUCGGUGCCAAAGAAGUACCUCCGCCUGCCGAGACUGCGCCGCUCGACUGUGAUCCUCCUCCUCAUCGAUUUCCUCAUCAUCGCUGUUCUCGUCCAUGCCUUUUACCCGCUCAUCACGCUGCUGCGUCGGAAUGAGGAGCUGUUCGGUGCGAGAUUAACGUUGCCCCUGAAUGAUACCUCGUUUGGCGAGGACGUCCCCGCGCAGAGGACGAUACCAAGGAUUUUCCACCAGACGAGCGCGAAUGAGACCAUCCCUGAGGCUUGGAAGGAUUUGGUCAAGAGUUGUAGGGAGACUUAUUCUGAGUUCGAGUACAAGCACUGGACCGACGCCAAGGCUCAUGAUUUUAUCUCGGAAGAGUAUCCUUGGUUCCUCGACACUUGGGACACUUUCCCCUUCAACAUUCAGCGCGCCGAUGCUAUUCGAUACUUUGUCCUUCAUCACUAUGGCGGUAUCUAUCUCGACAUGGACACGCUCUGCAACGCGACCAUCCCCCUGCACCAAAUCGAGGCCGACGGCACCAAGCACCACGCCGUCUUCAAAAGCACAACACCCACCGGUGUCUCGAACGACAUGAUGAUAACCUCUGCGCACCAUCCCGCCUUCACAAAAGCACUCUCCCGAAUCCAACUCUACAACGACAUAACCCGUCCCUGGGCGCACAUCCUCCCGCACGUCGCAGUAAUGGUCUCAGCCGGACCGCUCUUCCUAACCAUGGCGCUGAAGAAUUAUCUGCUUGAGCAGCCGUCGCUGCCUGAGACUACGAUACAGGUGAUCAAUGCGACCGAGCUUGAACCUUAUUUGACUGAUUACGAGGGCGCGUCGUGGCAUCAUGGCGAUACGAAGGCGAUAAUGUGGUUGGGCGAUCACUCGUGGGUCUGGUACGUGCUCACUGUGGUUGGGGUUGUCGGAGGCUUGUAUUUGAUCAACAUGCUUCUGAUGAAGUGUUGGGCGCGGUUCUUUGAGAAGGCUUCUAGCGAUGAGGCCAAGGAUGCUAUUAAACUCACGUAG